Messenger RNA from Oppia nitens, 1582 nucleotides. Its product is annotated as cholinephosphotransferase 1-like. The transcript is spliced from 5 exons. Lineage: Eukaryota; Metazoa; Arthropoda; Arachnida; Sarcoptiformes; Oppiidae. Gene Ontology annotation, cellular component: Golgi apparatus; endoplasmic reticulum membrane. The record is from RefSeq and is a predicted model, not a curated record. Bases 144 to 1505 code for a protein of 453 amino acids. Gene Ontology annotation, biological process: phosphatidylethanolamine biosynthetic process. Gene Ontology annotation, molecular function: diacylglycerol cholinephosphotransferase activity; ethanolaminephosphotransferase activity.
UUUUGAUUUAUUUAAAAAAUCAAAGAAUUUUUAUAGUGUUAGUUAUUCAACAAUAAUUAUAUAGUAAUAACAAUAAUAAUUAUAAUAGUAAUAGUUUUAAUAUUUUUUUAAGUAUUAAUUGUUUUAAUUAGCAAAAAAAACAAAUGGUUACCAAAACUAUUCAGUAUAAACAUUGUCCGACAACUUUGGUCACCAAUAAUAAAGUUGUCGACAAUAAUAAUGAUUUGAUGACCAAUGGGUGUCUAAUUAGUGAACAAUUAAGCAAAAGUGGAUAUGUUUUAAAUGAAAGGCAAAUGUAUUUUUUGCGACACAAACCUUAUUUGUAUAACUGUUAUGUGGACUCUGUUUUGGAAAAUUUAUUUCUUCAAAAAUUUUGGUAUAAGAUAUCUCAAUAUGUACCAAAAAAUAUAGCACCAUGCUCAAUUACAUGCGCUGGUUUGGCCAUAAAUGUAAUAACCAGUGCCAUAUUAUUUUAUUAUUCACCCGAUGCUAAACAAAUUGUGCCAAACUGGGCAUUCCUAAUGUGCGCUUUUGGUCUAUUCAUAUACCAAUUGUUUGACGCACUGGACGGCAAACAGGCCGUCAAAGUCCAGGACACACCUAUUGAAGAGGUGUACGAUCACGGAUGUGAUGCAGUUUCAGCUGUUAUGGUCACACAAGCGAUAACAGUUGCCUCACAGUUGGGCACAACUCCUGGUUUGCAAUUUAUCUUUUUUAUUAUACCGUUAAUUGCUUUUUAUAUGACACACUAUUGCUGUCAUAUUACAAGAGUUAUGGUGUUUGGAAAAAUAGAUGUCAUUGAAGGCCAGUGGGCUAUGAUAGCUGUUCACACACUUACCUAUAUUUACGGCCAACAAAUGUUUGAAUGGACACUAUUUGGUAAUAUAACACUAAAACAUGUGUUAUGGUUGCUAACAAUUCUGGCCAUCAGCUCAUCCAUUGUCAACAACUUGAGACUCAUAUUAGGUGCUGACUCACCAAUGGACAGAUAUGUUAGGAUUCCACGGAAAUACAAUCUAAGUCGACACAACCCGUCAGUAUCGUUGCUGAUAUUGACUGUAUCGGCGAUUAUGGCAUUUGAGAGACAAGUGUUUCACGAAAAUCCCAUUUUAUUUAUUACAUGCUUUGGUCUGGCAUUUGCUAAAUUGUCGUUUAAAUUACAGAUGAUGAAUGUAACACAUGGAGUAAUGCCUAAAGUGGACAGCAGUGUCAUCGCACCCAUCAUUGUUAUAAUUAAUGCCUACAGUCAACUGGUUUCUUAUAAUUUUAUAUUAUGGACAGCACUAGUAUAUGAACUGUUAGAUUAUAGUCUCUACUUUGUUAUGUCGAGUUUAGAUAUGAAAACAGCAUUAGAUGUCAAUAUAUUUUCACUGAAAUACCCGCCCAGUCAUCCAAAGUGUCGCAACAAAAACUAUGGCUUCAAUUUGAACGGAACUGAAAAUCAAACGGCACUUAAAAAUAUUACAAAAUAUAGUCAAUUGAUAGAUGAUGUCUAUAGUUAUUAAUACAAAAUGCAAAAUGAAUUAAUUAAGUAUUUUAAUAAAUAUAUUGAUUAAUAAUUGAUAUAUUAGAUUAUAAAACA